This is a messenger RNA of Cylicocyclus nassatus, 825 nucleotides long. The record is from the annotation of a GenBank genome assembly. NCBI's taxonomy places the organism in Eukaryota, Metazoa, Nematoda, Chromadorea, Rhabditida, Strongylidae.
AUGGUGGCAUUGACACAUGAAAAUCAUGCUGCAACGGAGAAUACGAUCCAUACUGGAUUGGAGAGAAUUGUUGAAGGAUGCCGAUUCAUGGUGAAGAUGACCACACAGGAUGAAUACAAGGUGAUGCUGGUUCGCUGUGAUCCAUAUCGCUUCUAUGUGCACUACAUUGAUUGCAAAAGAAGACUCGAUGAAUGGGUUGGCCCUGAAAAUCAUCUUGACUCCUUGCGUAUGCCACAGAAGGGAAAGGAAGGAUUGAUUGUGCAAGCAGUGGAAAGCACAUCGGCAUCAGCAUCACCAGAACGUGAAAUGAGCAAGGAAAGCGCGCCAAUGCGAAAAACAAAGGCAGCCGCUAUGGAUGAGGAUAGUCAGGACAGGAUGGCACAGAUUGGAGCCCCAAGCACGCGGGGAUUGAUGUCGAUGGUGGGUCACAGUGAGGAUGCUCUAACGAGAAUCCGCAAUAUCGAAAUGAUCGAGUUGGGAGAAGAAAUGUUACCUCAAGCAUCCGCCUGUAAGAAUAAGGCCUACGCUCGAACCUGUGUUUGCUGGCAAGGUUAUCUUGAUCACAAGACUCUGUACUACGACACAGAUCCUUUUCUCUUUUUAUGUUCUUGCGCUCCUAAUGACCGCGGAUUCCACAUCAUUGGCUUUUUCUCUAAGGAGAAAGAGUCAGCAGAAGAGUACAAUGUGGCUUGUAUACUGGUUUUGCCUCCAUCCCAGAAGAUGGGUUAUGGGCGAUUACUGAUAGAGUUUAGGACGAACACAGUAUCGUCUGGAAGUGCUGACUCAGCUGAAGAAGGAGAUGUCGAAAUAAGGAGGACGGAUUGA